GUCGCUCCCUUUACCUGCCCCUGUCGUAGUUCCUCGUGUCAGGACAGGUUUUCCGAAAGUGGAGACAUUCAUUGAGCUUCGAUGUCACCAACGUGUCAAACGUAUCGCCCUGUUUGGAAUCGCUCCCUUAGACGAUCAUCAUUCUUAGUGGUUGAAGCUGGGUGAUGGGAAGUUCGUUUUGCGGUUUCUUUUUUAGCUCUUCUGCCUCUGAUGCAGAAUUCGACGCUGUGGUUGGAUAUUUAGAGGACAUCAUCAUGGAUGACGAGUUCCAGUUACUACAGAGGAAUUUCAUGGACAAGUACUAUCAGGAGUUUGAAGACACAGAAGAGAAUAAACUCACCUACACGCCUAUUUUUAAUGAAUAUAUUUCUUUGGUAGAAAAGUAUAUUGAAGAACAGCUGCUGGAGCGGAUUCCUGGGUUUAACAUGGCGGCUUUCACAACAACUUUACAGCACCAUAAAGAUGAAGUGGCAGGCGACAUAUUUGACAUGCUGCUCACGUUUACAGAUUUCCUGGCUUUUAAAGAAAUGUUUCUGGACUACAGAGCAGAUUAUUUCUUUUCUAACCCAGGAAAAAGAAGGUCGGGGACUGGACUUAAGCAGUGGUUUAGUGGUGACUUCAUUGUGCAAAUCAUCUUCUGUGCCAGCUUCCCAGAAUGACCUGCGGCCCUAGGUCCCACCACCAGGCAAUGGGAUCUUUCUGGACGUUGCCAGCCCAAUAGACUGGAAGAGGCUCUGGCUAAUGUGACAAUACCCAUUGGAAAGACUGACUCUGUUUUACAACUCAUUAAUGUUAAGUAUUGAUGGGUCAGAAGACAAUCCACUGACCCUACAGAGACCCUGAAGCACCUUCUCGUGUUCGGUAAUCCUACCACUCCUCCCCGAGCAGACCCCCUGCCUCAGGCCUCUGCGUCAGGCCCUUCUGGAGCAAGCCCAAGGCGGGCAUCACACCGGGGCCUCUUUCCCUGAUAUACAUGCUGGUAGGUCAGAAGCAUUUGGAAGAACCCAUCCUCUCCGGCCCACUUUGGCUCAGCAGGCUCUGCAUGUCCAUCAGGCUCUUGUGUGCUCACAGCCUUCUGUAUGCAUCGUUUCAUCAGACCUGCAGCCUCAAAAGGGGGUUCUUCCUGUUGGGGAACAUUUCCCUAGGCUGUUAAUCAAGCCAGCCGCCUGGCUGAGCUCCCUGCCACAUCCCAGCUAGCCUCGGCUCUAGGAAUCAGCUGAGGAUUCAGUCCUGUACCUGAAGCUCCAUGUGAAAAUCAGUUUCUUGUCUUUCACUUCGCAGUCCUUGCAUCACUGUCUUCUGCUAGUCCUUGAUGUAGUCUGUUUCUAGAAUCCUCUUAAGCAUUUUUUAGAAAAAUAUUUUUAUAGGUAAAUACUCAGGCUAACCUAGUGGAUAUAAUCUUGGAGCCUCCAUGAUUACCCACUUAAAGAUCAAAGUAUUAUAUGCUGUGUGCUUUUUAGCUGUUAGUGCUAUGAAAGCAAAAAGGCUUUCUUUGUUGGCGUGCCUGGUUUACUGGGCGCCAACGAGUGUGUGCUUAUGCUGGAAGUAGGCUAAAAGGUCUCCCUUUCUUACAGCAUGUUAAGUGUUUGUACAGGUUUCUGAAAUCCCUUUCCAUAUAAAUCAUUUUGUUAGGUAUUCUGUUGGGGGUAGGGUCUCUGUAGUUGCCUCCUCCUGUCAGAAUCUGCCUGCCAAGAUGGUGUUCCACUGAGCUAGCUCAGCAGAAGUAGGAGAGCAGACAGCUUCACUGGUCAUCUGUAGGCUUUGACGUAGCACAAUGUUUCAGAGAAAUUACUGACCAGAAAAGACAUAUCAUACCUCUAGAAAGAAAAAGCAUAGUGUAUUUCAAUUCCCAAUGUGUACCUUCUAUAUUUUUUCCCUAAGUAAAAACAAGACUCUACUGAUUUCAGUUGGCUGUUGUGGUUUUAAAGUAUGAGCUAUAGACUGUGUUUUUCUGUACUAAUGUGUGGCGCUUAUUAAAUACUUUUGUACCAUAAGUAAACUUGGAAGUACAUUGCAAGAACCAUGAUUCUUCAGAGUCCUCCCCUUUCUUCACUGUCACCGUUGGGUCACUGCUACUUUGGUCUUCCAAGCCAAAGGCACUCUCAGCCAGCUUUUGCAAAUGCUGCCACUCCUAGCCUUUUGCUUCUUGCCCUUUUUAUAGAGGAUUACGCCACUAUAGAGAACUAUGCUGUAGUCCUCUAAUGUUUGAAGUACUUGACGAAGACCUGUUGGUCUGUCUGCCUAGUUGACACAGGCCACAAAUGUGUACAAGUGCAAAGAAUCAGUUACAAGAAAAUAAAUGAGAACAGAGGCAGAUGAUUCUUUUCCACUCGGAAAAAAAAGCAAGCAAGCCUGUCGUAGCUAAAUAUUAGCAGAUAUGCUUUCUGAUUUCUCAUAAGGUUUCUAAUUUUAGAAACCUGUCUCUGUCCACACAGCAACUUCUGUCCUUGUGUCACUUUUGUUGGAGCUGAGGGCUGGUUUGGAGUGUGAAACCUGCCCAGGUUCAGACAGCUGCACUGUCUUACUGCUGUGGACUCCUCACUGGCUGGAAGCAAUAUUCCCCUAAACUGCAGGGGGCGCUGGCCUAAACAAAACAGUAGUCAGAGUGAGCACAUGGACGGACACCUGCAAUGCAAUUGGCUGUUGUGGCAGGUCAGAAACCUUAGGAUUUUGUUUCCUCUUAAGCCUCCAAAAAAAUAAAUAAAUAAAAUGGGUUGACCCUUAA
Molecule: messenger RNA, 2725 nt
Organism: Canis lupus familiaris (dog)
Lineage: Eukaryota; Metazoa; Chordata; Mammalia; Carnivora; Canidae
Gene: ARL2BP
Product: ADP ribosylation factor like GTPase 2 binding protein
Exons: 6
Coding region: 165-659 (164 amino acids)
Biological process (GO): positive regulation of tyrosine phosphorylation of STAT protein; maintenance of protein location in nucleus
Cellular component (GO): mitochondrial intermembrane space
Source: RefSeq, a predicted model, not a curated record